AACACUCGUCUCUUUCGAUUCCGUCUUCCCCUGCCCUGCCUGCCCCACAGCGACCUCUUCUUCUUCUUCUUCUUCCCACCCCAACCGCACGCCGGCCGCGAGCCUGAUUGAUCACCGACGCGGUAGACCGCUCCGGCCGCCGCUCUCGCGCUCGCGCGCAGGGGAGGACUAGCCGGCGUCGAGCCAAUCGCGUGACCGGCGAGGAAAGAGUGCGAGCACGAUGCGACCGGGCGGGCCGCCGAACGCGCGGCCGCAGCAGCCGGGCACCCCGGGGCGGGCGCGGCGCCGCCCGGAUCUCACGCUGCCGCUGCCGCAGCGGGACCUCACAUCGCUCGCCGUGCCGCUGCCUCUGCCUCCCCCGCCGUCCUCCGCGCCGUCCUCUGCCUCCUCCUCAGGUUCGUCCCUAUCGUCCAUGGGCGCGCCGACCCCGCCCAACUCGGCAGGCUCCGCGCCGCCGCCCCCGCCGCCGCUCGCGGAGCUGGAGCGCGUCCGCCGCAUCGGGAGCGGGGCAGGCGGCACGGUCUGGAUGGUGCGCCACCGGCCCACGGGGAGGCCCUACGCGCUCAAGGUGCUCUACGGGAACCACGACGACGCCGUGCGGCGGCAGAUCACGCGCGAGAUCGCCAUCCUGCGCACCGCCGAGCACCCGGCCAUCGUGCGCUGCCACGGCAUGUACGAGCAGGCCGGGGAGCUGCAGAUCCUGCUCGAGUUCAUGGACGGGGGCUCCCUCGAGGGCCGCCGCAUCGCCUCCGAGGCCUUCCUAGCCGACGUCGCGCGCCAGGUGCUCUCAGGCAUCGCCUACCUCCACCGCCGCCACAUCGUCCACCGCGACAUCAAGCCUUCCAACCUCCUCAUCGACUCCGGCCGCCGCGUCAAGAUCGCCGACUUCGGCGUCGGCCGCAUCCUCAACCAGACCAUGGACCCCUGCAACUCCUCCGUCGGCACCAUCGCCUACAUGAGCCCCGAGCGCAUCAACACCGACCUCAACGACGGCGCCUACGACGGGUACGCCGGCGACAUCUGGAGCUUCGGCCUCAGCAUUCUCGAGUUCUACCUCGGCAGGUUCCCCCUCGGGGAGAAUCUCGGCAAGCAGGGCGACUGGGCCGCUCUCAUGUGCGCGAUUUGCUACUCCGACUCGCCGGCUCCGCCGCCCAUCGCCUCCCCAGAGUUCAAGAGCUUCAUCAGCUGCUGCCUCCAGAAGAAUCCGGCGAGGCGUCCGUCCGCCGCGCAGCUGCUGCAACACCGCUUCAUCGCCGGGCCGCAGCCGCAGGUCCUCGCCGCCCCACCGUCGUGAAAACCGGCCAUAAUUUGGAUGGAUUCCCGUGUCGAUCCGACCCGGACAUGGAUAGAUGGUGGGGGCAAUGAGACAAGGGAUCUAGGGGGUUGUUCUUCUUCCUAGCCAUUUUGGUAUUCAAGCCACCACUAAAAAUUCCCCUCAUCCCCUGUUGUUGUUAUUGCUGCUGCUCCAGAAACUAAGUCACAUUUUAUUUCUAAUCUUCUACUGUUUAUGUUCUUCCAAAUGAAUGAUCAUAUAAUAUGGGUUGUUCAGGAAACAGUUUCGUUCAUCAAAUUUUCAGCAUCAAUCAUUGGAGCAGUAGUAGGUUGUAGAGAGGCUUCUUGGAUUCUGCAGUUCUGAGAUGUAUUGGAUAAAUGGAUCAUGCCAUCAUGGAGCAAAUCUUUGAAA
Brachypodium distachyon (stiff brome) is the source of this 1684-nucleotide messenger RNA. RefSeq names its product mitogen-activated protein kinase kinase 5. The transcript has a single exon. Gene Ontology annotation, molecular function: ATP binding; protein serine/threonine kinase activity. Gene Ontology annotation, cellular component: cytoplasm. The coding region runs from base 221 to 1294 and encodes 357 amino acids. The record is from RefSeq and is a predicted model, not a curated record. NCBI's taxonomy places the organism in Eukaryota, Viridiplantae, Streptophyta, Magnoliopsida, Poales, Poaceae. Gene Ontology annotation, biological process: protein phosphorylation.